AGAUGCUUUGAGGACAGGAUUGAUGGAGAGGAUUCCUGCUGGUGGAUAUAAAAAAAGCAGAAGAAUUGGCAGCAGAAGCUGAUGAAGCUCCUCCUCUUUAUGGAGAUGUAUUGGAGUCUAUCCUGUCGCGUGUUUCUCUCAUCCACCUCCUGUCCUCCUGCCUGCCUCUCGCGUAUCCAAGGCUUGGCGACACGCCGUAGAUGUAGUCACCUCUUUUUCCAAUUCUUCCCCGCGUGCCAACCCAUGGCUCAUCCUCUAUCUCCAAAGUUGUCGCAACCUAUCUUCAAUAACCGCCCAUGCCUAUGAUCCCAAUUCCCAUGUUUGGAUGGAUUUGGGAUUAAUCAAAACGCUGCCUCCACCCCAAACCUUCUACCUCCUCCGCUCAUCAUCCCAACCCCACCCAAAUCUCCUUUACAUUCUCUCUUCCUCCAUAUUCGCCUUCUCACUUGAUGCCCUCAACGUCACGUGGCACAAUCCUGAGACUCCUCUUGUGUGGCGAGUGGAUCCCCUCGUUGCUAUUAUUGGCUCCCACGUCGUCGUCGCCGGUGGCACCUCCGCGUUUGAAGAUGACCCGCCCGCCGUGGAGAUGUACAACCUCGAUUCACGCAAGUGGGAGAUGUGCCGAUCCAUGCCUGCCAUCCUCGUGGGCUCUGCCCCCACCACCUGCCUCUCGAUCGCCGUGUCCAAGGGCCAACUCUUCGUCUUGGAGAAACUCUCUGGCGUCAUUUGCACUUUCGACCCGGAGAAGAAGACGUGGGGAGGUCCCUUCAAUUUACACCGCCCAGGACCAUCUGUGCUUUGUUCCUUAAUCACUGGGUCUUCGGAUGGGCGCUUGAUUCUGGUUGGGCUGAUGAUGGGAGAAGUUACCGACAGCAUCCAAGGCAUCGGGCUUUGGGAAGUCAACUGUGAGACCUCCGACUGUAAGGCAAUGGGGAACAUGCCGGGGUAGAUGGCCGAGAGGCUGACGAAUGAGGAUUAUUCGUUUCCGUCGUCAAUCGGGGUAUCGACUGCGGAAGGUUUCGUUUACAUCUAUAAUCCAUCGAAUCCUCAACAUAUUAUGUUCUGCAAAUUGAUCAAUGGUAUGGCGGGAGAGUGGGGAUACGUUCAUAACUCCAUCAUCAAUCAAUGAUGGAAAUAGAAUGGACAGAUUCGUGUUCACUUGCUCGAGGGCAAGAAUCAAUGAUCUUCAGAUGGCUUUGACUUCGGGGAGUAGGAAAAUCACGGUAAAGUCGGUUGGCAACUGAGCCGGAGACAGACGUGGACGUUGCAUAUUCCUUGCCAUCGACACUUAGUGGGUCAAAUGUAGUGGCUAUUUGGUUUGACUUCGUUUAUUCUGUUCGGGAAGGAACUGCUGAGUCAUUCUUAUUUAACCCAACUGGCAACUCCCCAUUAUUUCA
This is a messenger RNA of Nelumbo nucifera (sacred lotus), 1397 nucleotides long. Its product is annotated as F-box/kelch-repeat protein At1g23390. The record is from RefSeq and is a predicted model, not a curated record. NCBI's taxonomy places the organism in Eukaryota, Viridiplantae, Streptophyta, Magnoliopsida, Proteales, Nelumbonaceae. Gene Ontology annotation, biological process: proteasome-mediated ubiquitin-dependent protein catabolic process. Gene Ontology annotation, molecular function: protein binding. Gene Ontology annotation, cellular component: cytosol; nucleus.